AUGACAGAGGAAAUAAAACUAAAUUCAUCGAAACUAGGAACAAAGGAAUACUGGGACAAUUUUUAUAAAAAAGAACAACAAAAUUUCAAAAACAAUAAUGACGACACAGGGGAAUGUUGGUUUGAUGAUUCAGAUGCAGAAUCCAAAAUAAUUCAAUUUUUAAUAAAUGAGUUGAUACCGUAUUUUAUUGAAAAUUCGACCAUCCUGUUUUUAGAUCUAGGAACAGGUAAUGGUCAUUUAUUAUUUCAGUUACUGGAAGAUUUACAAGAAGUCAUUGAACUCGAAGGUGCUUUCCAUGAAAAUGAAUUUGUAUUCCAUGGAAUUGAUUAUUCAUCUGACUCGGUAUUGUUUGCUCAAGAUAUUGCUUCAAAAAAGUACUCGAAUAAUAAUUUUAAAUUUGAUCAAGUUGAUCUACUAUCUUCCAAUUCAGAGUUUUUGAAUAAUAACAAAUUUGAUAUAAUAUUAGAUAAAGGAACUCUAGAUGCAAUCGCAUUAAAUCAAGAUAUCAUAACUGAAGAUGGUAAAAGAGGAAUGGAUAUAUAUGCUACACAAGUUAAGAAAAUGAUGAAAUUUGAUUCAAUUUUAUUAAUAACAUCAUGCAAUUUUACCGAAAAAGAAUUAAUUAAAGUCAUUACUUCACAAACAAAUUUAGAAGUUUAUGAUAAGAUUAAUUACCCAAGCUUCCAGUUUGGAGGAGUAAAAGGCUCAACAGUUGUAAGUAUAGCUUUCUGUAGAGCUGAAUCAUAA
Molecule: messenger RNA, 747 nt
Organism: Lodderomyces pseudojiufengensis
Lineage: Eukaryota; Fungi; Ascomycota; Pichiomycetes; Serinales; Debaryomycetaceae
Exons: 2
Coding region: 1-747 (248 amino acids)
Biological process (GO): peptidyl-lysine dimethylation; peptidyl-lysine monomethylation
Cellular component (GO): cytoplasm
Molecular function (GO): protein-lysine N-methyltransferase activity
Source: RefSeq, a predicted model, not a curated record